Messenger RNA from Planococcus citri (citrus mealybug), 1616 nucleotides. RefSeq lists its product as uncharacterized. The record is from RefSeq and is a predicted model, not a curated record. The coding region runs from base 87 to 1442 and encodes 451 amino acids. NCBI's taxonomy places the organism in Eukaryota, Metazoa, Arthropoda, Insecta, Hemiptera, Pseudococcidae. The transcript is spliced from 5 exons.
AUGAGCACUUUAACUGUACAUGAAUCAAAUCAAAAUUCCAAGACUUGGCAUCGCUUCUCAUAAGUUUAUUUUCAUAUUCACUCAAGAUGCAUUUCGUAACGUGGAUUUUGCUGACAAUUCUGUUUGUUUUCAAAGAAGUCUCAUCGCAAGACUCCAAUGUUACAGCCGGACAUUCCACAUUAUCAGAUAUUGUUCACAAAGAUGAAGCAAAAACUGCUACACAUUCGCCAUGUCAUAGUCAUAUCCACGUCUCCAUGGAACACGACAUCACCAAAGCUUUAGAUCGUUGUAUAGCAAAUAUGUUCGAUAGUGCUGACUCAGACACAGUGUUCAAUUUACUAUGGGAGAUGAGUAAAUACAAAAUGGAUGAAUUUGAAUACAAAAUGGAUUUCAAAAGUAAACAUAUCAAGCACGAGGUUGUGUUUCGUGAUAUCACCUUUAUCUUAAUUAGCUGCGUGGUCCCGUUAGUCGAAUGGGAUUUCAGCAAAAGGAACUUGCAAAUAUCAUUCGAGAAACUCGUUUUCAACGUCAAAGGAGCAUUACAAGACGAAAGUACCAAAGUGCUUUCUAUUCACGUCACUAUGCAAUUGUUAAACGUCACCAUGAAUAUUUUUGAAUCGCCGGAAAAUCGAAAUCAAACACAAUUAACAAUGAAAUACGAUUCUUUCAUCAUGUCGCAUGAUUUACUCCGCAAAUGUUUCUGGACCGCGUACGAUGCUGAAAAAAAUGUUUUACCCGAUGAAGAGAAAAGUGACCUGGAUAGAGUGAUUUUAGAAGCCCUGCCUUCGAUGUUACUCGAACACCUGAAUCGUUACCAAAUUUUCGAUUCCAUUUUCAACUCGUAUGAUCAAGCCAAAUACCAAAUCACUUCGAUGUAUUCCGAUAGCGUCGAUUCUCAAAACAAAUUUUACUACUUUAUACCAAGAAUACCCUUUUUCUGUUUCCAUUUGAAAAAGAUUAUUAUUAAAGGGUUGAUGAAUUUCCAAAUGGUUCACGUGUACGAUAAACUUCAGUCUUUUACGCAUACGUUGCUGAUUGAGAAUGUCGAGGGAAGAAUGAUUUUGGAUUAUGGACGACCCGGAGAGACACCCAUGAAAUUGAACUUUAAAACGGAUUAUCUUACGAUAUCGAUAAACAAGAAUACGAGAUGUGUUAGCGUGAAUGCCAGAUAUUAUUACGUUAAUGGGACAGAUGGACUUUUAACGUAUCGUCAAUCGCCACUGAUGAUGAACACGAUCGAAACAGCUAUUGCGUCUUAUAUUAUGUCAUCGAUGAAAGUUGAAAGAACAUACGAUGUCAAGAUACUUGAACAACAAAUCCAAAUCCAAGCGAUAUCUGAUUGGCCCACGAUGAGACGCAAGUACCAAGAGUGGAUCCCAUUCAAUAACGAUGGUACCGAAAUGAAAAAUUCAGUUCACGAAAACAACAGUAUUACUGCUUAAUGUUCACAUACCUUAAAGACGUAUCUGCGUCGAUCGAAGGAAAAUUACGAGAUGUUGUAUUCUACAAAAGUACAGGAUUUUAUAAACACUCACCUAGAACAGAACAAUAAACAGAUUCGGUUAGGUACUUCAAUAUUUCAUAAGAAUUUUAUAAAUAAAAAAUAAUACAAAUCA